This is a messenger RNA of Fusarium pseudograminearum CS3096, 1425 nucleotides long. RefSeq lists its product as uncharacterized. The coding region runs from base 1 to 1425 and encodes 474 amino acids. NCBI's taxonomy places the organism in Eukaryota, Fungi, Ascomycota, Sordariomycetes, Hypocreales, Nectriaceae. The record is from RefSeq and is a predicted model, not a curated record. The transcript has a single exon.
AUGGGAGCAAACGACGGCAAGAAGAGCUCUCGUCGCUCGAGAGUCACAGAGGCAGCUGCUCGCAUUCUCAGCCCUUCAGGCGCUGGCAAGGGCGGCGGCGCGAUGCACCAGCUCUAUGAAAUCCCAUUUGACGCUGAGGUUUUUCUCGAGGCCAAGGCUGCUCGGGCCAGGGCUCUAGGCGACGAAAGCGAGAGCGACGAAAUUGUCGCCGAGACCGUGGACUACGGCAACGUCCCCACCGUCCACGCUCAUCUCAAAGGUCUCGACAAGGUUUGCCGAGGCGCUGAGUGGUCAAAGCCUCUCCAACGGUUUUUAACGAGGCUUCAACUCGGUUCCAACAAGGUCAACGUCGUUUAUGACUCCAACCUUCGAAAGAUGGGCAUUGAGCCCCCAGAGGAAACCGAGUCUUGGGUCGACCAGAGCGAGCCAUCAAAGUUCGCUGGACACGUCUACCGAUUUGUUGGUCGUCAGUGCCGAUCCGCAUCAACAGACCGACAUCUUUACAUCCUCUACCACCCCGACGCAGAGUGGCAUGCGGACUUUUACGAGCUUCUGCAGGAUAAGCCUCUUCCUAGCAACUUCCUCGGAUUUUCCGACAACCUCGAUGCCCUUGUCGCUUACAUCCGUUUCAUCCGAAAGCGACUCGGCCGACGCGCCAGCUCGGCUAUGUUCCAUGUUCUCAUCCCCAGCUCUCGCCCCAUCGCCAUCCGAAACGCGCUUGAGUUCCCCGAUCUGGGCGAUCUUGCCAUCCAUGGCGAGACUCACAACGGCAGUAACUACGUCUGGAUGAACCUGCCCAGUUAUGACGAGUACCCAUCGACUCUUCAUUUGAGGCACGUCGAAAACGCCAUUCGCGAGGACAGCCCAUGGAAGACGUCAGCUACAGUCAGCACAUCCUUUGUUGGCUUGACAGCAUCACUAGCCGGCGCAGCAUAUACCCUCCGAGUCAAGGGUGCGCCUUUCCCAUCUCUCAAGACCUUUGGCGCAGCUGCAGUCGCAACAACCAUCGCUAGAAGAGUCAAGGGCGCCGAUUACUACCCUCUAGCAGUCCUCGGAGCUGGUAGUCUUUGCACUACCCUAGCAGCCUUUGCUAUCAACAGAGUUCUCAGCAAAAGAGCACCACGCGUCAUUGGCGGCACGGAUACACCAAGGGAGCCCCGAGAGGAGAAGGAAAAGGAGAAGGAGGACUCAGCGGGCAGCGAUCAAGAGGAUGCCAAGGACGAAGAGGAGGUUAUCCCCGAGCCCGAAAUCCCUGCACCAGCAGAGGAACCUGCUCCCAAGAUUAAAGACGACUCGGAUGCUCAAUCUUUCCUGAGCCAGACAUCCAACACAAAGAAGUCAUCAAGCAGCAAGAAGCACCGCCGAAGCGAGAGGAGUGAGCGCGAGAAGGGCGAACGCAGUGAGCGUAAGCGCAGUCACAAGUAG